UACAAACCGUUUAUUCCCCCAUUCCAGCCUCGAAAACAACUUCUCGCACGGAAAGGCACAAAGACCUUGUCUCUCGCUUGAACAAUCUCCCAAGGCCCGUAUCACGCGAUGCCUUCCUUCACUACCGGCACCCCAGAGUCUAUGGUCAAGAGGACCGACUCUUUAAACCCAGAGACGACAUGUCGAGGCGUCACCGGUAACGGUAGACCUUGCCGGCGUCCGCUCAUUGCUGGCUCCCCUAAGCCCAAGCCCAAGCCUAAAUCAAAAAAGACCAGGCUCAUCGUCAACGACCCGAGCGACCCUGAUCAGUACUGCUGGCAGCACAAAGAUCAGGCCGCUGCCUCUGCCAGUCCGAGUCCGGGUCCUCAGCUCUCCAACCAACCCAUCCUCGGGGGACGUACCAGCAUCGACUCCCUGACAGCCCGGCUGGGCCUGCUGCAGACCCAUGGAAAGCCGUCACGCCCGCAGAAGCCCAAUGGCAACUCCAGUUACAAUGAUGGCGGCCAACUUCAGCAGACGAACACCAACGGAUCGUACUCCCGGCCUUCUAAGAAGUUGAAGGAGUGGUCAUUCUGCUGCUUCCGUAUCCCUCUCUACUUCGAAGACCCGACUCCGCCCCCGAGACCACAUCCCACUCCGAUGCAGCAGUUCCCCAAC
Molecule: messenger RNA, 657 nt
Organism: Cryphonectria parasitica EP155
Lineage: Eukaryota; Fungi; Ascomycota; Sordariomycetes; Diaporthales; Cryphonectriaceae
Exons: 1
Source: RefSeq, a predicted model, not a curated record